Poecilia reticulata (guppy) is the source of this 4504-nucleotide messenger RNA. RefSeq names its product protein kinase C and casein kinase substrate in neurons 1b (gene pacsin1b). Gene Ontology annotation, biological process: cytoskeleton organization; regulation of endocytosis; positive regulation of dendrite development. Gene Ontology annotation, cellular component: endosome; cytoplasm; plasma membrane. Gene Ontology annotation, molecular function: protein binding; phospholipid binding. The record is from RefSeq and is a predicted model, not a curated record. Lineage: Eukaryota; Metazoa; Chordata; Actinopteri; Cyprinodontiformes; Poeciliidae.
GGGAACACAGACACAUGUAAACUUUACACAGAACUCCAGGCUGAAAGACGAGAAGACACAGACCUAUUUCCCCCGCUCUGGAUGCACCACUGAGACGACUGGCAGCACCGAGCAAAGAUCAGCCGACAGGAGGGGUGGCAGUGAAGAGCAGGACUGCCUGCUAGAGGAGCCCACGUGCUUCUUUUCCCCCUCUCUCGCUGCACCCUAAGCUGCUGUUCAUGGAGGACUGGAGUGCAUGAGGAAUACCACUCUGCUGCAGUCCCCUACAUCCUGAAGCCACCCCGCCAAAUCUGGGACCAUGUCUGGAGGCUACGACGAGUACGCCAGCCAGGAGGAGGCCACGGACAGUUUCUGGGAGGUUGGGAACUACAAGCGCACAGUGAAGCGCAUCGAUGAUGGUAAUCGACUCUGCAAUGACCUAAUGAACUGCAUCCAGGAGCGUGCCAAAAUCGAGAAAGGCUACGCACAGCAGCUCACUGAUUGGUCCAAGAGAUGGAGGCAGCUGGUUGAUAAAGGUCCUCAGUAUGGCUCGGUGGAGCAAGCCUGGAUGGCAAUGAUGUCAGAGGCGGAAAAGGUGAGCGACCUCCACACAGAAAUGAAGAACCACCUAAUGAGUGAAGACUUUGAGAAGGUGAAGAACUGGCAGAAAGACUCGUACCACAAACAGAUGAUGGGAGGAUUCAAGGAGACCAAAGAGGCAGACGAAGGCUUUAAGAAGGCCCAGAAACCCUGGGCCAAGAAGCUGAAAGAGGUCGAGGUUGCUAAGAAGUCAUACCACAUGGCCUGCAAAGAGGAGAAGCUAGCCACCACCAGAGAGGCCAACACUAAGGGAGACGGCACGACGCAGGCAGAGCAGAAAAAGCUGCAGGACAAACUGGAAAAGUGCAAACAAGACUCACAGAAGACGAAGGAAAAGUAUGAAAAGGCUCUGGAUGAGCUGGAUAAGUGCACCCCUCAGUACAUUGAGAACAUGGAGCAGGUGUUUAACCAGUGGCAGCAGUUUGAAGAGAAGAGGCUGAGCUUCCUGAGGGAGGUGCUGCUGGAUGUCAAACGUCACCUCAACCUGACAGAGAACCAAAGUUAUGUCACAAUAUACAGAGAUCUUGAGCGGGUGAUUACUGCAGCCAGCCCUGAAGAAGAUCUGAAGUGGUUUGGUAGUAUCCACGGCCCUGGCAUGCACAUGAACUGGCCAAAGUUUGAGGAGUACAAUCCAGAUCUUAUCCACACCAUCUCUAAGAGAGAAAAGUCAAAGAAGUUUAACGAUGAAGUCAUGCUGACUAAUAUCAAGACACCAGGAAGCAACGUUCAAGCAGAAGACAGGGGAAGCGUGAGCAGCUACGAGAAGAACCAGGCGUACUCGUCCAAUGAGUGGUCAGAUGAUGAAGGGAAGGGCCUGAACUCGGGCAGCGACACCAACGGAGGGUCAAACCCUUUUUAUGAAGAAUCGGGCGAAGGCGUCAGAGUCAAAGCGCUGUACGACUAUGAAGGCCAAGAGCAAGACGAGCUUAGCUUCAAAACAGGUGAUUUGCUGAUGAAGCUGGAAGACGAGGACGAUCAGGGCUGGUGUAAAGGUCGCCUGGAUAACGGCCAGCUCGGUCUUUACCCUGCCAAUUAUGUGGAGCCGAUCUAAACGUCCCCAGCCGAGGACGCUCAAAAUCCGGACUGAACUGUCCACUCACGCCCGCACAUUGCCAGAGACUUCAAAGCAAACCUUUCUUUUCCCGAAAAGGAGCAGCAAGCUGUCGUCAUCGUAAAGAGGAUUGCUCAAACUCACAUCACCUCCAGUUCCAACAACUGAAGCGACACGUUGUUGUCUCUGAGUUUGCUGUCAGCCGUGAUGCUCUUCUCUCAUGAGAAAUCGAAUAAGGCGCCGGGGUAUCAAGAAUGAGCUGUGCAUUUAUGUAUUUUAAUCUCUUUUUUUUACCAUCUGGAUGCUUGUACAGUUUGUUUCUUUAUAAAAUACACUGUUUUCUUCCUUAGUAUUUACACUACGUUUAGCAUUUUUGGAAGUGUAUGUGCGUUUCAUCUUGUAAAGUUCAAUUGGAGAAUUUAAACCACUUUCAAAACUGCAUGGCCUGCAAAAUGUUAGGUUUGCUUAAAAUUGGCUUUCAGGCUCACACAAAUGUAACAAAAUGCCUCCCAGCGAGCAGAGGGCCAGGAACAAGACAAACAUACCACAACUGUCUAAACACUUCAUUUUUUUAGUUUGUCGCAGAAUCAUGUGUGAAGUCCUGCAUACAAACUGAAGGCACCAGUGUUAAGCUUGUGAUUUAAUCAGUCAAAAGUGGAACUGACCUUUGACCCUUGAAAUAAAGUAAGCGGACUUUUUCGAUGUCAAAUAACUGUUACUAUUGCUGGAUAAGUAGGCUUGGUUAUUUUGAAUAAUCACGCUUACAAACAAAACACAUAAAACAGUUAAACUUAAUCGUGGAUCAACUGCUUUUAAUUAUAGUUCUGUUGAAAAGUUCUUAUGCACUCACCAUGGGCAUGAACAAGGAUGUGAUGCACAAGUUUGAAUUUAUUCCAACAUUGGGGCAAAAUUAUACAUAUAAGCUCAAGUAUGUACAUACACUACCAGUAACAUUUGGUUAAAUAUCCCAUAAAAAGUUGGUCUUUACAGAUAUCAACAAGCUUGUGGCGUAAUCUGACUGGAUGUUUGACUAUUCUUAUUAUUAAAGUUUGCUUAAAACUGUUUGGUUUUUUGUUGUAGACCCAGCUUUUAAUUAUAGUUCAUAGAAUUUUAGUGGGGUUGAAAUGACAACCUGCCAGCCUGCUUCAUUUAUCCUGUUUGAAUUCCCAAUUUGGUCUAUAAAUUUUGACCAUCUUUCAGAGUCAAAUAAUAAUAUUGACAUGGAAUAAAAUUUGGAUCUGACCAAAGAUUAAGGGAUUAAGAUUAACCUUAAAUGCAGGAAUUUUUGGAAUAGUAAAAGUCAUGCUUUCAACUUCCAUCCAAUUUGUUCACCUUCCUUCCUCAGAUCAGUAUCGGUGUGUGUGUGUGUGUGUGUGCGUGUGGGUGUGUGCGUGGGUGUGUGUGUGUGUUGGAGCUUGUAUUUGUAAUUCUGACCUGUGCAUUAGGAUAAUUGAAAAUGAAUUCAACAAAAUUUGUGCACCAAGUUCUUGUUUUUUAUUCAGUGAAUUACUUAUGACAUCAUGCCCAUUGUGAGAAAAUGCAAACCUUCCAUCAGCUCGGGAUAAGUUACUACCUGGAGUGUAUAAAAGAACAAAACCCACCGUGUAACCUCAUUGAGAAGGUGCUCUACCAAGAACACUGAUUCAGCAGAAUUGUGCUGCUCGUUUCACAGCUUGUUGCUGCAUUUCUCUAUUAAAGAUAACAGAAACUCACAGUUAAUCUCAACAGAGAUUUUCUCGUUUGAAAUGGAGUUCUCUAUCAAAAGCAUUUUUUUUAAUGCAACGCUCCACUUUUCCCAUUCACUGCGACAAUGUGCCUAACUUCUCUAUCACCUUUUAUUUACUCUCUUCUCUUUCUGUGUUGAUAAUGCAGCCUCCGUGAUCACAAGCUGCCUUGUAAACAUCAACUCGUAGAUAUUUUAUAUGGAGAUUAGCCACAUUUACUAACCAGUUUUAUAAUUUAUUUGUUCCUGUAAUCAGUGUGGAUUGUUUAUUUUGAGCGAACGUCGGUGACUCGCAGCUCUUACCCCCUGUGAUUUUGUGCAUGCUGAUGCGCCCACACGCUGUUUACUGAACUGAUCCGGCGCAUGGUUUUGAUUAGUUUCCAUCUACUUAUUGGCUGAGGCUCAAGUUAAUUAAAGCCCCAUGUUGUGCUAAUGUUUGUUUCUUUCUUAUAUUUUAUCUUCAGUCAGGAAAUUCAGCAUAUGUAGCAGUGCUGUAUAAGAGGCUGGUUUCAUUGCUGCACAUGUCGGUGCAGAUUCCUGUUUGGUCUGGGUGGCAGGCUGCUGUUUCUCACGCAGACAGGAAAAGCUGCAGAGUUAGAAGCAGAAAGAGGAUCCGUCUGAAAUAUUGAUGAGACACCAGACUUAUCUGCUUUGAGAGCAAAAAUUAUUUUUUCACACAAACCCCCCGAAAGUGACACAUCUGUUGUGUUAAUGCCUCUGUAUGCUUCUUUUUCGUACCUGCCUCUGUAUGGUGUUAGCGCUCGAUUCAGAGAGGUGAAAGGCCUCUCCAGAGACUCUCUGCCACCAGUGACAGAGAGCUUACCUCUUCUGAAUCUGACUCCAGCUCAUCUAGAUCAGUUUACAUCGACAUAAGGUCUCACUGAAGAACAUGUAGAUGGAAAAGCUUCCACAUCUCAACUGUCAUACCUGUGUCUUUGUCUGUAUUUGAAACAGGAUGGGAUUGUUUACGUCAACUGUGAAGCUCCUGGAAGCCAGUAGAUGACAACUUUUUCUCUUGUGCUUUAUUCUGCAUCUUCAAAGGAAACUUUUAGACAACUAGAGGGCUUUCUCUGUACUUUUAGCAUAGUGCUGUAAUUUCCAAACUGUAGUGCCUGUUCUGCAUAAAUAAUAAAAAAAAUAUUUCAUCUGAA